Danaus chrysippus (African queen) is the source of this 1488-nucleotide messenger RNA. The record is from the annotation of a GenBank genome assembly. NCBI's taxonomy places the organism in Eukaryota, Metazoa, Arthropoda, Insecta, Lepidoptera, Nymphalidae.
AUGCAAGCUGAAAUAAAACAUAUUAAGGAAAAGUAUGCUACCUCUGAAGAUAUAUGUGAUUUGAAGUUGGAAGUGGAAUUAUUAAAAUCAUCAUCGACAUCUUUAAAUCAUUCUAAAAAACUUGAGGGUAAUAAACAAAAAGUACCGGAUUCGUGUGGCGGUCGAUCAGCUGAGUAUUCCGUUGCAGCGGCGAUAAGCGCGGAGGACAAAGCCGUUAGGACCGUGACUCAUCACACACCUGAGCGUAGCGGUCAAGCGAGUAAAUCGUUACAUACGGACGCCGGGAACAAAAUAAAUAAUGCAUUUCGAGAAACAUUUUCGCAUGUGUUGCAAAAUGAAAAUAAAACACAAAAUUUUGGUACAAAUGAAUGGACGGUCUUUAAACGAAAGAAAAAGUUAGCCUACAAUAGAUUUGCUGGCAAUCGAGGAGUAGCGACUACUAAACCGGAAGCUAAGUUUAAGGCAGCACAGUGUAAAUUGGUCCAUGGAAAGCCAAGGCACAGCCAAAGUCAAGGAUCUGUUGAAAGGGCUAAUCAAGACAUCGAGAAAAAGUUAGCUUCAUGGAUGCAAGAUAACAAUACUACAAAUUGGUCGAAUGGUAUUCGGUUUGUACAGUUUAUGAAAAAUCGGGCACUUCACUCGGGUAUCAAACAAUCACCAUACAAAGCAAUGUUUGGUAUAGAACCGCGAAUAGGGCUUAUGACUUCGACUUUGCCUCGAGAUGUUAUUGAGGAUAUACGAGAUGAAGAUGAUCUAGAAAAUGCGUUAAAUAAAAUAAAUAUGACGGAUAGUACAGAUACUGCAGAAACUGAGCCUGUAGCUAGUUGUAGUGGAGAGCAUCAGAUUAUAACUGGAGGCAAACAAAAAGCCGCAGAGAGUUCAUCCAAAACAAGUGAAGAAUCACCAGUCGAAGUAGAAGCCAGUCAAUAUGAUAUUGAAGCUGGAGCAUCUACGGCUGAAGAGCCUCUAAUAAUACCACCAAAUGACAAAGACAUCGAAGUUAUUACAAAUGUGAAUCAACAAAUAAUGACAUCCAGAGAAGCGGCACAUCAAAACUUAAAAAAACAGGCCAUCAGAAUGACAUUAGCUUCAGAUAAAAUACACGUUCCAGUAGAAAUCGGCGAUAAUGUAAUUAUACAAAUCCCAGAUGUCGACAGAGCAAAAGCAAAUCUACGUAAUAUAGUCGGAGUGGUUCUUCAAAAGGAUGAUCAGGGUUUUCACAAGAUUGGAACGAAAUAUGGAAUGCUCGACAAAUUAUAUUGCAUGUCAGAAUUGGACAAGUGCAAAGAAAAAUUUUUGCAUGAAGAAGACGUUCCAAAUACAAGUUUACCUUUAAGAACUGUUGCUAGGGAAAUACAAACUUUACUAUUUACCAGGACAUCAAGUAAUCAUACAGCUGUGUACCCGAGGUAUACCAGUAGCGAAAGGGACUUCAGGACCAAACGUGGAGGGAUAUUGGCCUGUGGCAAUAUUAUCGACACCUGCUAA